Chanos chanos (milkfish) is the source of this 1173-nucleotide messenger RNA. Its product is annotated as syncoilin-like. The record is from RefSeq and is a predicted model, not a curated record. Lineage: Eukaryota; Metazoa; Chordata; Actinopteri; Gonorynchiformes; Chanidae. Gene Ontology annotation, cellular component: intermediate filament. Bases 1 to 1173 code for a protein of 390 amino acids. The transcript is spliced from 5 exons.
AUGGAGGCUGUAAGUGAAUGCCCUGAGAGGAGUGAAGAGGAUGAGGGACACCCACAGGAGAUGUCUUUUAGAGAGGAAUAUUCCGAAAGGAGGAGGGUUUUGAUGGAAGAAGACCCCGAGAGAAACAGUAUGAACAUUGGGGAGGUACAUUGUGAGAUUAACUUUACAGGUGAUUCAAAUCCUGACACUGGUGACUUUGUUGAUGUCAAGGAUGGCUAUAUAGCUCAAGCUCACUUCUCAGACCUGGCAUUGCCUCCAGUGCAGAGGGAAGUUCAGAAUACCGAGGACCUGGCCUUCCUCUUUGAGAAGUGCAUUGGGGAAGUGGGUGAUUUGGAACGGAAGAGGGAUGCGCUGGUGCAGGAACUGCUGCAGCUGGAACAACCCAUGUUGCAGGCUGUGCAGGAAAUGCGGCUGCAGCUGACUAAGACACGUAGUGAACUGUCCUGCACACAGCUGGAGAAACAGAGACUGCAGGAGGAAAUGAGCCAGGUGAAGAGGAAGUUGUUUGCCAUGGUCAGGGAUUGUAUACAGACUCAGGUUACCAUGGCAGCUCAACAGUAUGAGGUUGCUCAACUUGUUCUCACGCAGGAGGAGCUCCAGUCUCAGGUUCUGGAUCUCAUUCAGGAGACCUCCCAUAUCCGCGAAGCCCAUAGGAACCAUCUGGUAGCCCUGGAGGAGGGACUGAGGAGCCGGCGCCGACCCCGGGCAAUGAGUGACCUGUCCCACUGUCGAAGAGCCUCCAUGGAGUUUGGUCGCUAUGCCCGCAGCAGCAUGAGGAGUGUAGAGCAAUGGUAUGAGCCACGGGUGAUGGCUCUGCUGAGGAGGAGACAGGUGGGGGAAGAGGCCUUACGCAGGACCAGGGAGCUGGGGCAAGACCUGAGAACACGACUGAAGCCCCUGAAAGAUGAGAGCCAGAAGCUGGAACUACAGAAGACCUGCCUGGAACAAAGACUAGCCCUGAUGGAAGAGCAAAGGAGAGAGACCAUGGCCCAGUACAAGGAGGCUGUGUUUUCUCUGGAGGAGAGUAUGAGGGAGCUAAAAACAGAGCUUCAGGUUCAGAUAAACGUAAACAGACAGUUGGAAGAACUCAGAAGCAUGCUUCUCACACAACUGGAUUUCUACAGGAGGACUGUAGUUGAUCAAGACGGGUCGCGGACCCGGACUGAGGAGUGA